Molecule: messenger RNA, 450 nt
Organism: Paecilomyces variotii
Lineage: Eukaryota; Fungi; Ascomycota; Eurotiomycetes; Eurotiales; Thermoascaceae
Product: eukaryotic translation initiation factor 1A
Exons: 2
Coding region: 1-450 (149 amino acids)
Biological process (GO): translational initiation
Cellular component (GO): cytoplasm
Molecular function (GO): translation initiation factor activity; RNA binding
Source: RefSeq, a predicted model, not a curated record
AUGCCCAAGAACAAGGGAAAGGGUGGUAAGAACAGACGUCGUGGAAAGAACGAAAACGACAACGAGAAGCGUGAACUCACCUUCAAGGAGGAAGGUCAGGAAUAUGCGCAGGUCGUGAAGAUGCUGGGUAACGGCCGUCUGGAGGCUCUGUGCUUCGAUGGCGAGAAGCGACUGGCGCACAUUCGAGGCAAGCUGCGAAAGAAGGUCUGGAUCAACCAGGGAGACAUCAUCCUGCUCUCUCUACGAGACUACCAGGACGAGAAGGGCGAUGUCAUCCUCAAGUACAACGCCGAUGAGGCCCGAAGCUUGAAGGCCUACGGCGAGCUGCCAGAAUCCGCCAAGAUCAACGAGACCGACACCUAUGGCCACGAGGGUUUCGAGGACAACGUCGAGUUCGACGAGGACCGCGAGAGCGAGGACGAGAAGGAGAUCGAUGUCGACGAGAUCUAA